Messenger RNA from Trematomus bernacchii (emerald rockcod), 17533 nucleotides. RefSeq names its product midasin AAA ATPase 1 (gene mdn1). Gene Ontology annotation, cellular component: nucleus; preribosome, large subunit precursor. Gene Ontology annotation, molecular function: ATP binding; ATP hydrolysis activity. The record is from RefSeq and is a predicted model, not a curated record. Gene Ontology annotation, biological process: ribosomal large subunit assembly; rRNA processing. The transcript is spliced from 102 exons. Lineage: Eukaryota; Metazoa; Chordata; Actinopteri; Perciformes; Nototheniidae. The coding region runs from base 167 to 16741 and encodes 5524 amino acids.
CACCAGUGACGGGAACGUGCAUGUGUUGUGAAACAGCCCGAGACAGACAAGCGCGUAAUUAUCACACAGUUUGUUUUAAUAAGAGUAAAUCAAGAUACAUAUAAUCAUAGACCGCGCGAGCUUGUUUCCGUAGCAGAGCGACCCUCACGAGGCGACAAAUGAUACGAUGGAGAAUUUAGAACUGAGCCUGCCAUCACUGGGUACCAUAUCCAGACAUGUUGACAAAAGUCACAACGAACUGUCCCAAUAUCUAUCAAAACAGAUAUGGAGCCAGCAGGACAGGCAGUGUAUUCUGGACUGUGUGUCUCAGCUGCUGCUGGAGAAGGACUAUACUUUACUGAUUGCUCGACAUCUGAGGCCCCUGGUGUUGGACCUUUUGGAGCGAAACGCAGAGAGGGUCAAAGCUGGGGGCCGGAUCAACCAUGACCUCCACGAGCGCCUGUGUGUGGCCCUCAGCAAACUGCUCGGCAUCAGCCCUGAUGCUCAGGCGUUUGCUGCCAGGUACUUCAACAAUGCCCCCCCAGUGUUUCAGAGGCUCUUCUUCACCAGUGAAGAGGCGUCGGCUGUUCAGUACGGCCCGCGGAGGAUGAAGCUGCGGGACCUCAUGGGGGCCACCUUGCGCUUCCUCCAGAGUGACUGUGCCAAGUUCCGGAUGCUGUGGGACUGGAGCCCCUGCGUGUCCCAGCUGCUCACCAGUGAUGUCAUGGUGCGAGGGUACACAGCCCAGUGUUUAGCGCUGGUCUCUCAUAUGACUGAUAAUCAGAAAACCAUCUUCCAGAGGAAAGUGCUGACCAGUGAUGAGAUCCUGCACAUGAAACUCAAAUCUUUGGAAGAAAGCCAGCAGCUGGAGGUAGAGAAAGCUCUGGUGUUAGCCAAUCAGGGCUCUGUGGUGUGGCGCCAGGAGAAAGCCAAUAAGUUCACCAGAGGCCAGGUGGUGUCAGAGGACCUCUCCCAGAACGUGGUGGCAGUUUGCGGCGUCAUCCUUCCCAGGAUAGCUCCUCGACUGCCUGAACAGAGGAACCAAAAGGAUCUGGUGCUGGUGGACUCAACGUGCCGGAAUCUGAGGAGACUGGCUCUGGCCGUGGCUUCCCAGAAGCCUGUGCUGCUCGAAGGUCCCAUUGGCUGUGGAAAAACUGCCCUGGUGGAGUUCAUGGCUGCCGUCACAGGACACACAAAAGCUACAGACAUCCUGAAGGUGCAGCUCGGGGAUCAGACCGACAGCAAGAUGCUGCUGGGGAUGUACCGCUGCACUGAUAUCCCGGGGAAGUUUGUGUGGCAGCCCGGGACGCUGACUCAGGCUGUCUCUAAAGGCCAGUGGAUCCUCCUGGAGGACAUCGACCACGCGCCUCUGGAUGUGAUCUCCGUGCUCCUGCCUCUGAUGGAGAAUAAGAAGCUGAUGAUUCCCGGACGGGAGGACUGCAUCGACGUCGCUCCUGGGUUUCUGUUCUUUGCAACAAGAAGGAUGUACUACAGCGGGGGCAGUUGGCACAAACCACAGAACUCUCACGCUGCGCUGCUGGACAAAUACUGGACCAAGCUGCAGAUGGGGAACAUGCCCAGAGAAGAGCUGAAGAAGGUUCUGGUGGGCCGGUACCCUCAGCUGACCGUGGUGUCCGAGCGGCUGCUGGACAUCUACUGCCAGCUGACCGGGGAGAGACACAGGGACAGCAGCAGCCUGCAGACCCCCGAGGACAGCCCGCAGCAUAGCGAGGACCGGAGCACGCUGGAGGGGAGGGCCCUAUCCCUGAGGGACCUGCUGAAGUGGUGUGAGCGGAUCAGUGUUAACUUCGACAGCACCUCUUCAGCCACAGCACAGAACGUCUUCCAGGAGGCUCUGGACUGCUUCACUGCCAUGCUGUCCCGUCCUGAAGGCCGCCUGCGAAUGGCCGAGAUCAUUGGAAGCAAGCUGAACAUCUCCAAAGAGAAGGCCCAGCACUUCUGCCAGAUGUACCAGCCGGGCAUCUCUGUGAGCGAGGUGGGGGUGUCAGUGGGGAGAGUGACUCUGUGUCGGAAGCAGACGGAGGCGGUGCAGCUCAGUGUGGACAGCCAGACGUUUGCUGCCACGCGGCCCUCUGCCGUGCUGCUGGAGCAGUUAGCGGUGUGUGUGGCUAAAGGGGAGCCGGUGCUGCUGGUGGGGGAGACGGGGACAGGGAAGACCUCCACUGUGCAGCACCUGACCAGAGUCACAGGACACAGGCUGCGGGUGGUGAACAUGAACCAGCAAAGUGACACCGCUGACCUGCUCGGAGGGUACAAGCCAGUAGACCACAAGCAGAUCCUGCUCCCUCUGCGUGAGGCCUUCGAGGACCUGUUCUCGCAGACGUACUCCAGGAAGCAGAACCUGAGCUUCCUGGGCCACGUGCAGACCUGCUUCAGAGGGAAGCGCUGGCAGGACCUGCUCAAACUCAUGGACCACGUCUGCAAGUCUGCCGUCACCGAGGAGCUGCAGAAGAAGCCCAAUGCCGCUCAGCUGCAGGAGCAGUGGGAGGCUCUGGCUGCUAAGCUGAACCAGACCCAGCAGCAGAUCCGAGCCUGCGAGGCGGCCAUGGUGUUUGCAUUUGUGGAGGGGACGCUGGCUCAGGCGGUGAAGAAGGGCCACUGGAUCCUGCUGGAUGAGAUCAACCUGGCAGCAGCUGAGACUCUGGAGUGUCUGAGCGGGCUGCUGGAGGGCAGCGCCGGCUCCCUGGUGCUGCUGGACCGAGGAGACACCGAGCCCCUGGUCCGGCACCCAGACUUCCGGCUCUUCGCCUGCAUGAACCCAGCCACUGACGUGGGGAAGAGGAACCUCCCUCUGGGCCUCAGGAACAGGUUCACUGAGCUGUAUGUGGAGGAGCUGGAGAAUGAGGGCGACCUGCGGAUUCUGGUUUCAGACUACCUGAAGGGCUUGAAUCCACACCGGAACAUCAUCAGCGGCAUCAUAAGUUUUUACCUGGCAGUGCGAAAGGAGGCCCACUCCCACCUGGUGGACGGGACGGGCCACAGACCCCACUACAGCCUGCGGACCCUGUGCAGGGCGCUGAAGUACGUGGCAGCAAACCCCUGCUGCAGCGUGCAGCGCUCACUCUAUGAGGGUUUCUGCCUGAGCUUCCUGACGCAGCUGGACAGAAGCUCCCACCCUGUGGUCCAGAAACUGGUGUGUCAGCACAUCCUGAUGGGGAACACCAAGUGUCUCAAACAAUCCAUCCCGGCGCCCUCAGACCGGCCCUGCGUGGAUGUGGAGGGGUACUGGGUGUCUCAGGGGGAGAUGGAGCCGGCUCUGGACCCAAGCUACAUCCUGACCGCAUCAGUCAAGCUGAACCUCCGCGACCUCUCCAGAGUGGUGUCUGCAGGCACUCACCCGGUGCUGAUCCAGGGGGAGACGUCUGUGGGGAAGACCAGCCUGAUCCACUGGCUGGCUGCAGCCACGGGGAACCAGUGUGUGAGGAUCAACAACCACGAGCACACCGACAUCCAGGAGUACAUCGGCUGCUACUCCUCCGACAGCAGGGGCAAGCUGGUGUUCAAAGAGGGCGUUCUGAUAGACGCCAUGAGGAAAGGCUACUGGAUCAUCCUGGACGAGCUGAACCUGGCCCCCACGGACGUGCUGGAAGCCCUCAACAGGCUGCUGGACGACAACAGGGAGCUGUUUGUGGCCGAGACACAGGAAGUCAUCAAGGCUCACCCCAGGUUCCUGCUGUUCGCUACCCAGAAUCCCCCUGGACUCUACGGCGGUAGAAAGGUGCUCUCCAGGGCCUUCAGGAACCGCUUCGUGGAGCUGCACUUUGACGAGCUGCCCAGUGCAGAGCUGGAGACCAUCCUCCACCAGAGGUGCAGCCUGCCUCCGUCCUACUGCAGCAAGCUGGUGAAGGUCAUGCAGGACCUGCAGUCCUUACGCAGGGGCUCUACAGUGUUUGCGGGGAAACACGGCUUCAUCACGCUCAGAGACCUGUUCCGCUGGGCCGACCGGUACCGGCUGCAGGAGCAGACCGACGCCUCGCAGGACUGGCUGCAGUACCUGGCCGACGAUGGGUUCAUGCUGCUGGCAGGGCGGGUGAGGAAGCCGGAGGAGGAGGCCAUCAUCCUGUCCACCCUGCAGAAGCACUUCAAGAGGACGGUGAACCCUGAGAGCCUGUUCUCCCAGAAACAGGUCACCGCACAGUUCAGUCCCUUCAUCGACAGCAUCGCCGGGGUCCCAGAGGAGUUUCGCCAUGUGGUGUGGACCCUCGGCAUGAGGAGACUAGCUGUGCUGGUGGGACGGGCGCUGAGAUUCGGAGAGUCUGUCCUGCUGGUGGGAGACACCGGAUGUGGAAAGACAACUAUCUGCCAGCUGUUUGCUGCUCUGUCUGCACAGAAGUUCUUCUCUGUCAACUGUCACCUCCACAUGGAGACAUCGGACUUCCUGGGAGGCCUGCGACCCGUCAGACAUCAGACUGAUGGGGAGGACUGCAGGCUGUUCCAGUGGCUUGAUGGGCCCCUGGUGCUGGCCAUGAAGGAGGGGGGGGUGUUCCUCAUGGAUGAGAUCUCCCUGGCAGACGACUCAGUGCUGGAGAGACUCAACAGUGUCUUAGAGACAGAGAAGUCCCUGGUGCUGGCGGAGAAGGGCAGCGGAGACAAUGACGACGUGGAGCUGAUCAAAGCAGCUGCAGCUUUCCGUCUGGUGGCCACCAUGAAUCCUGGAGGAGACUUUGGCAAGAAGGAGCUCUCUCCUGCCCUAAGGAACCGUUUCACAGAGAUCUGGUGUCCUCAGAGCAACAGCCGCAGUGACCUGGUUCAGAUCAUCCAGCACAACCUGCGCUCAGGCCUCUCCAUCGACGGCGGCGAUAUCGCGGAGCUGAUGCUGGACUUCAUCGAGUGGCUGACUCAGCAGGACUUCGGCCGGCGCUGCAUCCUGAGUGUCAGAGACAUCCUGUCCUGGGUGUACUUCCUGAACGUUGUGUGUGAGCGGGACGAGGACGGCUUCAUGACCAUGGGAGCCCUGGAAGAGGAAGAGGAGGCAGAGUGGGACCUCAGACUGGACACCGUGACCGCCUUCAUCCACGCAGCAUGUCUGGUGUACAUCGACGGCAUUGGCUCUGGAACCACGGUGUCCUCUGCAGACAACGCCUUCCUGGCUCGCCGACUGUGCCUGGGCUUCCUGCAGCAGCGGCUGAGCAGCAUGACCAAACUGGACCAGGAGGUGCUGGACGCCCUGAGGGUGUACGACAGCGGCCUGCCGCGGCAACCCCAGUGGGGGGAAGACUUCUUUGGCAUCGACCCCUUCUACAUUGCUUUAGGCCCUCAGACGGAGAGCCGGGACCUGCCGGACUACGCCAUGGCAGCUGGCACCACGGCGGUGAACGCUCAGAGGCUCCUGCGGGCUCUGAAGCUGCAGAGGCCCGUGCUGCUGGAGGGCUCCCCCGGCGUGGGGAAGACCAGCCUGGUGGCAGCGCUGGCUAAAGCCUCAGGGAACCAUCUGGUCAGAAUCAACUUGUCGGAGCAGACGGAUGUUACGGAUUUGUUUGGGACAGAUCUCCCUGUGGAGGGAGGAAAGGGGGGAGAGUUUGCGUGGCGCGAUGGCCCCCUGCUGGCUGCUCUGAAGGCUGGACACUGGGUGGUCCUGGACGAGCUGAACCUGGCCUCCCAGUCGGUGUUGGAGGGUCUGAACGCCUGUUUCGACCACCGAGCAGAGAUCUACAUCCCUGAGCUGGGCAUGAGCUUCCAGGUUCAGCCGGAGAAGACCAAGAUCUUCGGCUGCCAGAACCCCUUCACUCAGGGGGGGGGGCGGAAGGGGCUGCCCAAGUCCUUCCUCAACAGAUUCACCCAGGUGUUUGUGGACCAACUCACAAGCAAAGACAUGGAGUUCAUCGGAGACUCCAUCUUCACCAGCAUCGAUAAGGAGAUCAUAGCUAAGAUGGUGGAGUUCAGUAACAGGCUGGUCCAGGAGGUGUGUGUGGAGCGGCGCUGGGGUCAGAAGGGAAGUCCCUGGGAGUUCAACCUGCGCGACUUGUUCCGCUGGUGUGAGCUGAUGCAGGCCGACCAGUCUCCAGGGUUCUUCAACCCCGGGCAGCAUGUAGCCCUGGUGUUUGCUGACAGGAUGAGAGCGGAGGCUGACAAGGCUCAGGUUCUGUCGGUGUUCAGGAAGGUGUUCGGGGAGGACUCUGAGCCGUACAGCGGCUCCCGGCAGUUCCACAUCACUCCUCUCAACCUGCAGGUGGGCUUCUCCGUCCUGCAGCGCAUCGGUGGGGCCCCUGUGGCCCUGGAUCCCCCCCUGUCCAUCACACACCAGGUGCUGCGGCCCCUGGAGUCCCUGAUGAAGUGUGUGGAGAUGGGCUGGAUGACCAUACUGGUGGGCCCCACAGCCAGCGGGAAGACCAGCCUGGCCCGCCUGCUGGCUCUGCUGACGGGACACCGCCUCAGGGUGCUGGCCAUGAACAGCGCCAUGGACACCACGGAGCUGCUGGGGGGGUUCGAACAGGUUGAUAUCAUGCGGCCAUGGCAACAAGUUCUGGAGAGCGUGGACUACAUAGUUGCUAUGGUGAUAAGGCGUGGCCUGAUGUCGCUGGAUGUGGGAAUCCAGGACACGGAGUUCCUGCUGCAGACCUGGGGUCUGUUCUGCCACUGGCUGAAGGAGGAGAGGCAGCAGAGGACGGGGGGGACCAUCAACUCAGAGGCUCUGAACAAGCUGGAGGUCAUCAUCCUGCUGCUGCAGAAACUCAACACAAAGCUCAAAGUGUUCACUGACAUGUCCAAACUGCAGCUGGACUUCACGCUGCUGAAGGAGCGCCUGGCUCAGCUGGAGGACGGCUGGACCAACGGAGGCUUCGAGUGGCUGGACGGGAUGCUGGUCCAGGCCCUUCAGGCCGGGGACUGGCUGCUCAUGGACAACGUCAACUUCUGCAGUGCCUCCGUCCUGGAUCGCCUCAAUGCUCUGCUGGAGCCCGGUGGAUCUCUCACCAUCAACGAACGAGGCGUCAUAGACGGGAAGACCCCCAAAAUCACACCUCAUCCUAACUUCAGGUUGUUCCUCACCAUGGAUCCUGUUCAUGGGGAGCUCUCCAGAGCCAUGAGGAACAGAGGGGUGGAGAUAUACAUCCCAGGGGAACAUGAGGGGGUCUGCUGGGACACACUGGACCUGAAGACCCUGCUUCACACUGCGGGGGUGACCGGGGACUGUGUGUGUGAUCUGCUAAUAGGAAUACAUAAAAGUAUCAAAACCGCCAUUUGGGAUUCCCCGGCCUCCUCAGUGGCAUCCCUCCUCCAUGCGGCCUCCCUGCUGUCUUGCCAGCUGCAGAGAGGCGUGGAUCUACCCAGCGCCCUGCAGCAUGCCUGUGGAGAGGCCUACUCUCAGUGCCAGCGCACCAACACCAACCAAAAGCAAGCCCAGCUGCUGAUAGAGCAGCAGCUGGCCAUCCUGGACACAGAGGACUGGGGGAGUGGGCUGCUGUGUGCGGGGGUCUGGCCCGACGGCUUCCCCUCCGCCCUCCUCUCCACCGAGGACUCCUGCUUCUCCGCUGUCCUCCGAGACGGACAGGUCCUCUCAUUCUGCCUGAACACCCUCAGCCUGCAGGGCAAACGGAGCCGUCCCCUGAGCCUGAGUGACCUGCGCAGGGCCCUGCAGGGCAGCGGGGUCCAUGAAGGCCUGAGUUUCUCCGGGGGGGUGGUGGAUCUGGCGGAGGGAGACGCUCUGAGGCUGAUCCCCACCGCAGUGAGGCUGCUCACUGAGAGGGCCUCUCACGGGGACUGGAUCCUCCGCAGCAGCUGGCUCUCACACCUGGGGAAGAGCUACAAGCAGGCCCCCGACCCAGUUCUGGUGCAGGUGGAGGCAGGGAACCGGGCCCUGAAGGCGGUGUUCGGGGGCAAACUGGCUGCCAAGGGCAAGUCCCUGACUCAGCUGCUGCAGCCCCACAGCACAGAUGAAUACAGGAUUCUUGUGGACAUGCGAUGGAACAAGCAGUACCUGGACAUUUUAGCCAACAAGUGCAACUUUGAGGACGAGGAACGAUACACAGAGUUCCUUGAGGCCCUGAAUGCAGUCGCCAACAGGAUUGUUCUGAUGACGGACAGAGAGGAGAGGUCGGUCAUCUGCACCUGUGCCAUCAACCUGUCGGCUCAGAGCUCCGCCCUGAGGAUCGCCACAGCCUUCAGUAAAGGCACUGUGGACAUCGGUCACCUGCCCCACCCAGUGCUCAUGCACCUGCGCACCUUCUUCGACCUGUGGGACUCCUUCACCCUGCAGGCGGUGCAGAGCGGACAGCCCUACAUCUCAGACCACAUCAUGUUCGAGAUCCUGCAGCUGCUGCAGUGGCUGGACCGUUUCUGGGACGUGUGCAGCACGCUGCCGGCCGACUCUCAGGGCAUCUCGGUGCUGUCUCUUCACUGGCAGUGGGUGCAGAAACACCUGAUCCUCCGCCUGCCCCACCUGCUGCUGGGAGACGCCGACACCCUGCCAGAAAGUCAGCAGGAGCUCCAGGCCGUGUCAGCAGCCAUCCAGACGGUCCUCUCCACCCCGCUGUCUGUGGCCACGGCUCUGAAGGGCGUGCAGAAAACUUUAGGAAAACCUCUGCCAUUCAAGCUGGAGUCGGUGGCGGAGUGUGCAUCCCGGCUCAGGUUCCUGAGUAAAGCCCUGGAUGUGAGCGACCUGAGGCUGGACGACAGCAUCGCGCCCUGGAGGCAGGAGCUGGUCCGACUGCACGGCGCCGGGCUGGGGCUGGACCUCAAGGAGAGUCUGCUGGAGGCCUGUGGGCUGGUGCUGCUGGCCAACAACCAGCUGGACCCACACAAGUCUGGAGUGUUGGAGAGGUUGGUGUCGAGUGUGGAGCAGCAGCAGCGUCACAUGACCUCCAAAGGGCUGCUGGAGGUGUGCUCCCUGCCUGAGGGGGAGGAGCCUGAGGAGGGGGUGCACCUGGCCAGGGAAGAGCUGCAGCAGCUGAGCCGCAGGGCCCAGCUGUGGCCCCUGAUGGAGGGGCUGGCGAUCCUCAACCAGCUGCGCCUCAGCACCGACCUGCUGCACCUGGCUCUGGCUCCUGGUGACCAGGAGGCGGAGGCCAGCCUACGCAGAGAGCUCUCCAGACAUCUGCGCUACUGCCUGCAGUCCACCCCCAUGAACGUGAGCCAGCUGCAGCCUCUGUGGUUCCUGCUCAGCAGCGACAGGCCAGCUGAAGAGCUGCAGUUUGUUUGGUGUGAGCUGCUGUCAGAGGCUCUGGGCGCUCUGUGGACCAGCAGUGUGACCUCUGACCCCGACCUCUGGCUGAAAUGGGCCCCACUGAGCCCCAAGACCAAGACAGCUCCAAAGCUGCAGCACGGAGCAAAGAACAUGGGACCAGCCUUGCUGAGUAAAGCCGUGUGGUCCUAUUGCAUGCUGGGAGUUCUCUGCAGCAGUGAGACUGGAGGUGCAUGGGAACCGUCAGGAGCAGCCCUCCUCUCCCUGUCCCAUGUCACCCUGGGGGAGUGGAAGGAGAGGAUCCAGCAGCUGCAGGACGUGUCUGCUGUGCUGUGGGACAACAUGGCCAUCCCUGCUCUGGCUGAGUUCAGGGGCACAGACUUCCGUCUCCAGGGGGCUGUGCUGCGCCGCCAGCUGCAGAGCAUGGCGGACCUGCUGCCCCCCAGCCUGCAGGAGGGCUUCAUGGAGAGCUGCGAGAGCCUGGUGGAGGACUUGGACCCUCUGAUAGCGGCCCAGGAGAUCCAGACCGUCUUCAGGGACUUCCUGCCCCCCAACGUGCUCCCUGACGGCCUGCUGGAGGCCUGCAGCGCCUGCCUUCAGCAGUACGUCCAGAGCAAGGUCCAAGGCUCCAACCAGCCCGCCCAGUCCGGAGUGUUCUGGGUCAACAUGGGCCUGCUGCAGAUCAAAGCCUGGACCCCACAGACCAUCUUUGACCCGGCUGUGAAGAGGGCCUACAAACUCAACUACGCCCAGCAGGAGCUGGCUGUGCUGCAGGAGGAGUGGAGGGGCCGCAGCCUGUCCUCUCAGCUGAUGACCGGAGCGGAGCUGGAGGAGAGCAGCACUACUGACGGCUUCCAGCACCCUCGCAUCAGGUACCUGUGGAUCCGAAUGCAGCAGGUGAAGGAGCAGAUCGCGGAGCUCUCCAGGAAGCAGGCCUGCCGCCCUCAUGACCCGCAGUACGGCCGCCUCUUCCAGGAGCUGCAGCACUACCUGUGCAGCAUCGGCCAGACGUCAGCAGUGAAGGAGCUGCUGUCCCGUCUGCUGAAGGCUCUGCAGGGCCCCUCCUCCUCCAAGUCCAGGUCAGCCAUCCAGGGCCUGCUGAAGGAGGAGGCUGUGUGGCAGAACUCCCAGCAGCGCUUCUGCCAGAGGCUGCAGGAGGAUUACCCCCUGUACCCCGACGUGGUGGGGCCGCUGCGGACCGGCAUCCUGCAGCUCCGUCACGGGAUGAGGCUGGUGGCCUCCCAGGUGGCCGCCUCGCUCACGCCUGUUCCCGGUCUGCCUAAGCUGGUGUCCUGCCUGCUGGCCUUCCCCUCCCUGUCCCCCAGCCUGCCCUCCUACCUGGCCCGGGCCGACUUCCUCUGCUCCAGAUCCUGCAUGGACAUCUUGCGCUGUGUGGGGAAACUCCUCCCGCAGCAGGACUCUGAGCAGGUGGUGCCCCGGUCCUCCACGCUGCUUCUGAAUGCUCUGCUGUACGUGCAGUGCCACACCCUGUCCACCGGGGAGUUCAGCUCCGAGUCCCGCAGCCUCUUCAGACACAUCUGUCAGGCUCUGGUGAACGAGUGGGACGAACAGGAGAGACUAAAGAGGGAGAAGGAGCAGAUGGAGGCCAGUCUGUAUCGUAACCGCAGCCGACUGCACGGAUCAGGACUGACUGAGGACGAGCAGGAGGAGAGAGACUUCAAACAGCAGUUCCCUCAGUUCAACAAGGACUUUGCAGACAUCAUGGCCCUGCCGAGUCUGGAGGGUCCAUCAGACUCAGAGCGUCAGGAGGAGGAGGAGGGAGUCCAGGAGGAGUCCAGUGAGGGCAGCUUCCUGUCUGUGGCUGCCAUGAACACAGUGCUGAAGGUCCAUCAGCGCCUCUCUCUGGGACACGCCCGAUCACUGUGGUACAAGGGCACAACACCAGCCAAUCACAGCAGAGAACACAUCAUAGCCUUGGUCUCCUCCUACCAGAUUGCUUCCCCUAUGAUGUCCCGCUUCUAUCAUCUGAUUGAUGCUGAGAUCGACCAGCAGCUCACAGGCAGUGAGCUGCUGCUGUCUGCCCUCCUGCAGAACACAGUGCAGGGCUCCGGGGGCCCCGAUGGCCUGUCAGUCACCUCAGAGGGAGCCUACGACUUCUACCAGCAGCCCAACAUGAGCGAGGCCCGUCUGUGUCUCCCUGUCCUGCUGCAGCUGGGUGUGGCGGUGAAGCAGAGGCUGGAGGACUGGCCCGAGCACCCCGCUCUCGUACAGCUGUCGGUGGUGAUAGAGAGGAUCCAGACCUUCACUCUGGCCAGCCCAUUGGCCAAGUUCCUCAACGGUCUGGAGAUCCUGCUCAGUAAAGCUCAGGACUGGGAGAAUAACGCCAGCCGCUCAGUCUCUCUGCGUAAGGAACUGGAAGCAGUCACCCAGCUCAUCAUCCAGUGGCGCAAACUGGAGCUCAGUUUCUGGUCGAGCAGUCUGGACAACGCUUUGAAGCGGCACACUGAGAGAUCCACCAAACACUGGUUCUCCAUCUACCAGCUGGUGGAGAGGUACCUGGAGGAGCAGAAGCAGGAUGCUGAGAAAGGUGAGGAGGAGGUGGAGCGCCUCUCCCUGUCCUCGGUGUGCUCCACCCUCCAGGCCUUCAUGGAGGGCUCCACCCUGGGACAGUUCCACACCCGCCUGGACACGCUGCUCAGCUUCCACUGCCACCUGCUGCUGCUGGACCCCCAGCAGCCGAGACAAGAGCCAUUGUCCAGUCUACUGUGGAACCUGCACAAAUACUACAGCCAGUUCUCUGACGGCAUCCAGACCAAGAUCACUUCGCUCAGGCAGCCCAUCGAGAAGGAGCUCAAGGACUUUGUCAAGAUCUCCAAAUGGAACGAUGUCAGUUUCUGGUCCAUCAAGCAGUCAGUGGACAAGACGCAUCGGACUCUCUUCAAGUUUGUGAAGAAGUUCGAGGCGGCUCUGAGUGGGCCGAGUGCCCCCUCUCUGGUGGAGGAGGGGAGCAGUGCCAGCCUGGACAGUGUGGAUGCUAACCCAGAGGAGACCCCCCUCCAUCGGGUCCACAAGGCUCUGAAGAACACCCUGCCUGGGAAGGGCCGAGAUCUGCAGCUCGAGGGCCCAGAAGAAGGUGUGGAGGCCUCCUCUCUGCAGGGCCGCCUGCCGGCUCUGACCCGGAAGAUGAAGAAGCUGUGCGUCCAGCUGCAGAAGAAGAACCCGGCGCCGGAGCUGGCUGAAGACCUGGACUGCUUCACUGGUGAGGUGAUCAGCAACCUGCAGGACUUGCAGAACCUGACCGUGGACAUGACGGCAGAGAAGGAGAAGCAGAAGUCUGAAGUGAAGCACAUCCUGCAGCAGAAGCAGAGAGCUCUGUCUGAACUGUUCAAGAUGCUCGCAGGAAUAGGUCUGUCGUACCGUAAAGGCCUGCUGUGGAACCGGACCGUCGACCCAGAGAGGAACCUGUGUAUGCAGCCGCUGGAGAUGACCACCGCUCUGUCUGCUGUCAGGAACCAGGAGCAGGCUGAGAGCAUGUUGUUCACAGAGCUGCUGGCAGCCUGGGAUGGAUGUCAGAAGUACUUCUACCGCUCCUGGGCGAGGAGGAGCGCCAUGCUGACGGCUCUGCAAAGCGCUGCCAAGGAGCUGGGUGUGGGGAACAUCGACCGCUGCAGAGGCUUCUCCUCUCACCUCUUCAAGCUGCUCCUCCAGCAGAGGCAGCGCCUGGCCGGGCUGACGGAGCAGUGGCUCCACCUCAGGAGGCUGACAGACAGUGUUCAGGGCCUUAAGGCCGACCUGCAGGGCCACAGUGAGGCCCCCGGCUGCACCCUGCCCCCCCAGGCCUCCCUCAGAGAGUGGGUGGGCCGGGGCCAGGCGCUGGCCGCUCAGUGCUCCACCCUCCUGCAGCAGCUGGCCUGGCUGCUGCAGUGCUGCCCCGAGGACCUCCAGCAGAAGGAGGAGGUGGGGGGUGGCAGGCAGCUCACCCUGAGGUGCCCCUCCCCACUGGCCACUCAGCGCCAACCCCCUGGCUGUCUGCUGCGGAGAGGAGACCCCGCCUGGAGCCAGCUGAACCAGAGCAUGAACCUGAUGCUGAAGCAGACUCAGGACCUGAAGGUGGAGCUGGACGGGGUCGCUCAGCAGACCUCUGAGAGACAGCUGCACUCACGGGAACACUUUCUCACAUGCUGCUCAGCCUUCGAUCAGCUGGCAGAGGUGGCGGCUCAGAUGCCCAGUGUGGAGCAGCUGUUCACCCCCACCCUGGGUGUGGGGGGUGCAGACAGCCAGCCCGCCAUCACCCAGAGCCUGCAGUACGUCAGAGGACAGGUGGAGGCCAACAUCAGCGAGUUCACCACCUGGAAGACCCAGCUGCUGUCUCUGGGACCCCAGCCCUCAGAUCACCAGACGGCUUUCUGUACGGAGUUCUCUGCUGAGCUGGAGACUCACAUCAACACAGUGCUGUGUGCUGUCCAGGCGCUGGUGAAGAGGAGGGAGAGAGAGCAGCCUGGAGAAGUGAAGACAGAGGGUGCUGAGGAGGAGGAGAAAGGGGAUGAACAGCCUGUGGAGGACCUGCUGAAGCCGGGUCACCUGACUCUGCUGCUGGAGGGGGAGCUGGAGGCCGAGGUGGGGGCUCUGAGUCUGGGAGAGGUCAGCGCAGGGCUGGAGAGGCUGCUGGACCUCCUGAAGACCCACAGAGACUCCUGCCAGCCCCUGCAGCUCCAGGAGGUGGACAGAGCGGUCAGGAUGCUGGUGCAGCUGGAGCCGCUGCUGGGGGUGUACUCGGACACGGUGCGCUCCUACAUGGCUGUGUGUCUGGGGGCUCACAGGAGCACCGGCAAGCUGCUGUCAGUGCUGGCCAACAUCUUCAGCGAGCUCGCUCAGAAGGGUUUCUGCCUGCCUCAGGAGCUGAUGGCUGGUGGAGAUGGAGAAGGAGCCACGGAGUUCCACGAGAAUGAGGGCGGAGGAAUAGGAGAGGGAGAGGGCUCCAAAGACGUCAGCGACAAGAUCGAGAAUGAGGAUCAGGUGGAGGACACUCUGCAGGAGGGUCAGGAGAAGGAGGAGGAGCAGGAGAAAGGGAAUAUCAAGGCGGAGGACAACGCCAUCGAGAUGUCAGAUGACUUUGAUGGCCAGAUGCAUGAUGGGGAUGAGAAUGAAGCAGGUGAAGAUGAGGACUCGGGGAAAGAGGAGGACCAGGAUCUGGAUAAGAAGAUGGGUGACCUGGGGGAAGGACAGACAGAUACUCUGGAUGAGAGGAUGUGGGGGGAUGAUGAUGAUGAUGAUGAGGAGGAGGAAGGAAGUGACAAGGAGGAAGAGUCGGGCCAGGGCAUGGAUGAGGGAGAAUCUGAGAUGGUUGCUAACGACGACAACUUGGAUUCUGCAGACCCCAACAAAGACAAGAAGAAGCAGGACAAAGAGGAACAGAUGGACGUGGAGGAGAAAGAAAAGAUCAAUGAACAAGGAGAUGAGCGUGAGUUUGAUGAGAAUGAAGUGGACCCCUACCACGGUCAGAAGGACAAGAGGCCGGACCCCGAGGCCAUGGAUCUGCCUGAGGACCUGAACCUGGACCAGGAUGAAGAGGCUGGAGGCGAGGGAGAGGAGGAGAAUCCAUUUGACAUUGAUGAGAAGUCAACGGCCCUGGAUGAGAAGGAGGACGGACAGAAAGAGGGAGAGGAGGAGGAGGAGGAGGAAGGAGCUGAAAAGAUGGAGGAGGAGCAGACAGAGCUGCCAGGAGAAGAAAACGGUCAGGAGCUCAAGACUGAAGAGGAGGAGCAGGAGGGGGGAGGAGGAGAGAAGGCUGAGGGAGACGAAGAGUCUGCUGAGAAAAAUGAAGAAGAAGAGGAGAAGGAGAAAGGAGAGGAGGCAGGAAGAGACGAAGAUCUGAGUGUUCCAAAUGACGAAGGACAAAAAGCAAAGGAGGAGGAGGAAGGAGCAGGGGAGGAUGAGGAGCAGCCGGAGUCAGCGGAGAGGAAGGAGCACAACACGGAGGGUCAGACCGGAGAGCAGAACGUCCAGAGCGACACGGCCGUGGAGCUGGGGGGGGAGGCCUCCGAGAGAGAGCAGGCCAAAGAGGAGCACGGGACUGGUUCUGCUGAUGCCAGCCAAUCAGAGGGCCACCAGUCCAAGCUGACAGCCAGGAUGGCCUCACAGAAACAGACCCAGAACAAGACCCAGAGCUUCAAGAGGAAACCCGGUCAGGCGGACAACGAGCGCUCGACGGGCGACUACAACGAGCGAAUCAACAAGCGGCUGCGCACGGUGGAGAGCAGCAAGGAACGCAGCGAGGAGAGGAAGCAGUGCGACGCCCAGCAGGAGUCAGACCUGUACGAGCACAUCCAGCAGGGGGAGAGCGCCUACGACAAGCAGACAUACGAUGUUGCCAGUGCAGACCAGCAGAAAGCAGCAGGCCCUCAUAAGGACCAGGAUGAAGAUCAGAACGAUGAGGAUGUUGCCAUGGAAACAGAUAAGCAGGAAGAGGAUCUCCAGGCUGCUGAGGUCCAGGAGCUGAAGCCCGAGCAGCUGGACUCCACCAAGGCCUCCCAGAAAGGUGCAGACAGUGGGGAGAUGGAGGUGCAGAAGCAGGGAGAGGAGGAUGAUGAAGAGAGAUGGAAGGACCGACAGAAACCCAGAGAAGAAGAGCGGGGAGACAGACGGACUGAAUCCACGAUUCACACGGUGCCCGAGCUGCUGAUGGACACCAUGCAGAAGGAAGAGAGGGACCCGGAGGAGAUGAGGAGGGAGAUGGAGCUGCAGCUGGAGGCCUGGCAUCAGCUGGCUCCAGGCACUCAGGAGGAGGAGAGUGCAGCAGCCUCCAUGUGGCACCAGUACCAGACCCUGACCUCGGCUCUGUCUCAGCAGCUGUGUGAGCAGCUGCGCCUCAUCCUGGAGCCCACGAAGGCCGCCAAACUCAAGGGGGACUACCGCACAGGGAAGCGUCUGAACAUGAGGAAGGUGAUCCCCUACAUCGCCAGUCAGUUCCGGAAAGACAAGAUCUGGCUGCGGAGGACGAAGCCCAGCAAGAGGGAGUACCAGAUCUGCCUGGCCGUGGACGACUCCUCCAGCAUGGUGGACAACCACUCCAAACAGCUGGCGUUUGAAUCCCUGUCAGUGAUCACCAACGCUCUCACUCUGCUGGAGGCGGGACAGGUGUCUGUGUGCAGUUUUGGCGAGCAGGUGCAGCUGCUCCACCCGUUCCAGCAGCAGUUCAACGACCAGUCCGGAGCCCGCAUCCUGCGCCUCUGCCAGUUCCAGCAGAAGAAGACCCGGAUAGCACAGUUCUUGGACACCUCAACACAAAUGUUCCUAGCAGCACGACAGCAGGUUCCUGGAUCUGUAAGCUCAGAGACGGCCCAGCUGCUGGUGAUUGUGUCUGACGGCCGGGGACUGUUCCUGGAGGGGAAGGAGCGGGUGAUGGCGGCGGUGCGGGCGGCUCGCAGCGCUAACGUGUUCAUCAUCUUCGUGGUGCUCGACAACCCCAACUCACGGGACUCCAUCCUGGACAUCAAGGUGCCCAUCUUCGGAGGGCCGGGGGAGCUGCCGGAGAUCCGCUCCUACAUGGAGGAGUUCCCCUUCCCCUUCUACGUCAUCCUGCGAGACGUCAACGCUCUGCCGGAGACCCUCAGCGACGCGCUCAGACAGUGGUUCGAACUGGUCACCGCAGCCGAGCAGUAGACCAAUGAGAAGCCAUCUUUCACAGGACAGGAAGCAACUGCACAACAAAAAACGACUGACUCAAAAAAAAGACUGACGUGCCACUGUACAUGUGCCUUUAUUUUCUUAUUUUUACUGUAGAUUUGAGAAGAGUUUGAUAGCAACCUUUACCGUUAGUAUUUGUUAUCAGGGCAAUUUCUUUGUAAUGUAAUGAGGAUUGCUUUAACUUGCACGUCUGAGAUGAAAAUGUGAUUCCCGUUGGUGUGAAACACUUGAGUGAAGAGUCAGUAAAUACCGCCGUCUCCCUUGUACUAUAGACCUGGACUCAUGUCUGUGUGGAUGUUCUAGUCAGUGUUAUGAAGGUCAUCUCAUCAUCAUCAUCUUCAGUGUGAACAGCAACAUUUGGAGAGCUGCUGAUUCCUAACUAUGUAGCAUGUUGGUCAGGAACUGCAUUCAAAGGAAAUGUGCCUUGUAGAGAGGAAUGGUUUAGCAUCUUACUAAACGUCUGAAUCAGCUGUCGGGUGAUGGAUCAGAGGUGCAGUCCGGUCAGGAUUUUAAUAAAUGAAUCUGUCUACGCUUUGAAGCACCAGGACUGCAAUGAAUGCCCGGUUUAAAGACUCAUAUCUGUUGAUCUUCCAUCCAUACUCGGUGACUCGUGAGGCUCAUCACUAGUAGUUGUUGAUGAAAUGUGCAUAUAAAUGUUUAUUAUCACCUCUGUGCUUCGUACAUGGACUGACAUGUAAGGACACAUUGGUCGUCUUCAAUCACAUCUGUUCUACAAUGACAAUAAAGCGUUUACCAGUUUGCUCUGUC